Molecule: messenger RNA, 2297 nt
Organism: Amblyraja radiata (thorny skate)
Lineage: Eukaryota; Metazoa; Chordata; Chondrichthyes; Rajiformes; Rajidae
Gene: matk
Product: megakaryocyte-associated tyrosine kinase
Exons: 14
Coding region: 626-1969 (447 amino acids)
Biological process (GO): protein phosphorylation
Molecular function (GO): protein tyrosine kinase activity; protein binding; ATP binding
Source: RefSeq, a predicted model, not a curated record
GAAGGGCCUGUUUCCACAGCAGGGCUAUGAUUCUAUCCAUGUCCUUACCUGAUGGGUUAAACCAGCACUUUGUGUUGUUGGGAAAAUGCGGUAAUCUCACAUCAGUUUCCCUAAACCAGUGCUAGUGACAGAAUCUUAUUGGCAACUAUUUAUCUGAGCUAAUAUUCCUGUGAUAAGUUGAGAAACAUCCUCCAAAGCUGUCAAGUCUGGAGUUGAGACCAGGGGUGAGUGAUCUGGUGGAGCAGUAACCAACACGACGUGGUGAAAUGUGGUGUGGAAAUGCUCAUUGGCCGCCUGCCCCCUACAAACCAUUGAUGCGAGUUCUUGGUGAAUGAAAGGGGAAUCUUUCUGCACAGUUUCCGCGCUGCUGCAUCAUUGGUCAGUGACAGUGUGUGCUUCCUCUGUAUGCCGGCAUUCCUCAUCACCAGUUCCCCGAGAAUCCUCAAGCUGUUGCUGUUGGACUUGGUGAGUGCGUUCUGCUGCCACAGAUUAGCGGGAGCUUCACCGGUUGUCGGAGAGGAAUGUGAGGAAACAUCACUGCAGCAAAACCCCUCGACUACAACCCCAGCAGGCUGAUCGACCUUCAGAGUGUGGUGAGUGUCGAUGAGGAGAGGGGAGGCCUGAUAUGUCGACGCAAGGCUGGGACCGUGGAACACAAUGUGUGGCCAAGUGUGACUGUAAAUGCUCAAAGAAAGAUGAGCUCCCGUUUCACAAAGGGGACAUCCUGACCAUUAUAGAAGUCGUUAAUAACAAAGGUUUGUACAGGGCAAAGAAUAACAAGACCCAGGAGGAUGGGCUAGUAUCCAGGAGCAAAUUACGAGAGCGGGAGGCCAUUCGUGUAGACCCCAACAUCAGCCUCAUGCCGUGGUUCCACGGGAAGAUCAGUGGUGAAGAGGCAGUCCUGGUGCUCCACCCUCCGGAGGAUGGACUCUUCCUCGUUCGAGAGUCCAUUCGCCAUCCCGGAGACUAUGUGCUGUGUGUCAGCUCGAACGAGGAAGUCAGUCACUACCGCGUUAUUUAUCAAAAUAAUAAACUCACCAUCGAUGAAGGCAACUAUUUUUACAACCUGAUUGAACUCAUCGAGCAUUACAUGAAAGAUGCAUGCGGGCUUAUCACCAGGCUAACAAAACCCAAACUAAAGGAGGGCACCAAGUCAGCGGCAGAGGAGUUCUCUAAAGCUGGAUGGCUACUGGAUAUUCAACAGCUGAUAUUAGGAGAUCAGAUUGGCGAGGGGGAGUUUGGAGCUGUGUUUCAAGCUGAGUACAUCGGGGAGGAAGUGGCUGUGAAGAACAUCAAAUGCGAUGUCAUGGCUCAGUCCUUCCUGGAGGAAACGUCUGUCAUGACUAAACUGCAGCACAAGAACCUGGUGAAGUUACUGGGAGUUAUUCUGGACAAGGGGCUGUAUAUCGUCACUGAGUUCAUGAGUAAGGGGAACCUUGUCAACUACUUGAGAACCAGAGGCAGAACAGUCAUCAAAACCAGAGAGCUGAUCAAGUUUGGGCUAGAUGUCUGUGAAGGGAUGGAGUACCUGGAAUCCAAGAAGCUUGUUCACCGAGACCUUGCGGCCCGUAACAUCCUCGUCUCACAUGACAACAUGGCCAAGGUCAGUGACUUUGGACUGGCCAAAGGAGUGUCCAGCAGCCAGGACCAAGCCAAGCUGCCGGUGAAGUGGACAGCACCAGAGGCGCUGAAACACCAGAAAUUUUCCACAAAAUCCGAUGUCUGGAGUUAUGGAAUUCUCCUCUGGGAGCUGUUCUCAUACGGCCGGGCACCUUACCCCAAACUGUCACUGACAGACGUGUCGGAGCGAGUGGAGAAAGGCUAUCGCAUGGAGUCGCCUGAGAAGUGUCCGGUCCCCGUCUACGAACUGAUGAGAUACUGCUGGGAACACGACCCUGGCAAACGGCCCACCUUCAAAAAACUCAAGGAGAAGAUGGAAAAGGAAGGACGGAAGUCAGAAUAUGUUUGAAGAAAAAACUAUUUGAAGGACAAUUUGGAAUAGCCUUAAUAGAUUUUAUUGGACUAAUAUUUCCAGGUGGAUCAUUUUCAGCAAUUAAGAUUAAAAUGAGCAGCGAUACGGGAUAAAUGGUCAUUGAUGUUAUACAGAGUGAUCAGGAAUAUGCCUUGUGCCUGCUAGAUUCUGGAAUAGGCAGCAUACAACCCAGCGCUAUGAACAUUGACUUCCCUAACUUCAAGCAACCCCCUCUCUCCAUCCCUUCCCCUUCCCAGUUCUCUGUCUCUGACUACAUUUUAUCUGUUUGUUUUGUUGUUACCUUCUCCCAGCUAACAAUCUUAUA